Pterocles gutturalis (yellow-throated sandgrouse) is the source of this 1738-nucleotide messenger RNA. RefSeq names its product zinc finger CCCH-type containing 3 (gene ZC3H3). The record is from RefSeq and is a predicted model, not a curated record. NCBI's taxonomy places the organism in Eukaryota, Metazoa, Chordata, Aves, Pterocliformes, Pteroclidae. The annotation marks the transcript as partial. The transcript has 3 exons.
GUCUCAUAGACAGCCAUAAAAACACACAUGGGGCUGUGCCGCGACCGCUGCCGUCCAUGCCACCAAGGUGGAACAACCCCCGCCAACCUGCCUUCAGUAGAAGGGGGACAUUUUUGACCAGGUACCCCCAGCAGGCUUCCAGGGAUUUCCAGCCACGCCAGGGUCACUCAUGGAGGAAGAAAUACUCCCUUGUCAACCGGCCGCUGGGAUCGGCAUUUGAUGUUGGAAGCAGUGACGGUGCUAGCACGUCUUGGGGUUUUGGAAGCCAGGAGGAGAGUCAGGCACCCGAGCCACCAGAAUCGUCCACGGAGAGACAUGUGGACUUAACCACAGAUGGAAAUAUAGUUGUGGGGAUCCAGCUGCCGCAGAGGGCUGGCUCAUUCAUAGAUACGAGAGGUUUUGCUGAUGUGGGUUCUCACUGUGAGUCUUCUGGGCUGAAAACGGCAGUCGCUGCUCCAGGUGACAGUAAAAACGUGCAAAAAUCUCCAUACACAAGCCAAAAUGAAGAGAGAAGACACUCUCUCUCCAUUUCAUUUAGUUCAUGUCACCGGUUUGUGAGUUCAGCGUACGUGAGCGUGGCGGAUAAACCUCGAACGGUUUGUCUGGCUGGCCAUGUGGCCGUGAGCUCCUCUGCCUCCUGUGGAAGCACGAGUGAAAGUGCUGUGACGCUGAAAACGGAGCCGCAGCAACCUUCAGCGUUGCCAUCUCACGAGCCAUCUCGGCAGUUGGUACGGAGGAAGGUAGUACCGCCAGCUCCAGCUCAGUCUAGUGAGCAAGUCAGGGAUGCUUUCAGAGAGCUGAAGCUCCUUGGAAACGGUGAGACGUGCUCUAGACCCGCUCAGGCUGCGACUUCGGUGGUUGGAACGACUCCAACGAGGAGCAGGUUUUCCGUAGUCCCCAAAGCUGGCAUUCUCCAAAGAGCUGCAUCAACAUCCAUUUCCAGCAAAACUCUGAAGUUCAGGAAAACUAAUUACACGUGGGUGGCAAACCCUGGUAAAAGCUCUCGUACUGUGAAGAGAUGGGUCAGCCCUAGAGCUUCUGAAAGCACUAAGAGAAUUCCUGGUGGAGCGGACAGAGGCGCUAAGCUAUCGUCAAAAGUAGACUUGGGAGCAAAGGUGAAAAAAUCGGGAUUGCAGUCCAAACUGGGUGUUUCUCCCAGUAAGUAUAAGUGGAAAGCUUCCAGCCUGCAGACAUCCCCCUCCACAUCCAAGUCAGCGUUCAGGUGGAGAUCUGAGGAUCAGAGAAAGCCUCUGGCCUCCAACCUCCCUCAAGCGGGUGCUGCCCCAUCACCUCCAAGCGCUGCGUCUGUUGGUCUCGGCGGGGUGAAAUCCUCCUUUGGCGAUGCCACACUGUCUGGUUAUAAAGUGAAGAGUCGGACAAAAAUCAUCAAGAGAAAAGGAAGCUUGGGUUCCCCGACAGAUAAGAAGAACAGCUCCUCACCCACCACGCCUCUGAAAAGCCACUUCCAUCUCAGGAAGAAAACUCCUUCGCGGGGGAAACCUUCCUCGACACCGAAACGUUCUUCACCCAAAGGCCUGGUACACAUCACCAAGCACAGGCUCUGCAGGCUGCCGGCCACCAGGAUGCAGGUCUCCACCAAGGAAGGAUGGCCAGUGACGCUGUGGAAGGUUUGGGCCAUGAUGAAGCUGCGGUCUGCCUUCAAAAGUAAAGCUGUUGAGCUGCUGUUUUUCAGGAAGAUGCUUCUGUGGUUUCCUGUUCUGCACUUCAACUACCGGGC